Theileria orientalis strain Shintoku is the source of this 1320-nucleotide messenger RNA. RefSeq lists its product as uncharacterized. Gene Ontology annotation, molecular function: RNA polymerase II general transcription initiation factor activity. The record is from RefSeq and is a predicted model, not a curated record. The coding region runs from base 1 to 1320 and encodes 439 amino acids. Lineage: Eukaryota; Apicomplexa; Aconoidasida; Piroplasmida; Theileriidae. Gene Ontology annotation, biological process: RNA polymerase II preinitiation complex assembly; transcription initiation at RNA polymerase II promoter. Gene Ontology annotation, cellular component: transcription factor TFIID complex. The transcript has 2 exons.
AUGUCGGAUUUUAAUAUUGUUGACGAUUUGGCAGAAGAAUUGGGUAACUUUAUCGACGAUACGUUUGUUGAAGAGUCCUCAAAUACAGGAGUAAACGAGGACAUAAGGAAGGGAGCUGGGGACAAGUAUCAGUCGUCACAGCUAGAAGAUGAGUUGGAAGGCUCAUUGGUUGGCAUAAACACAAACGCAAGCGACUUCACAGAAGCAAGCGGAUCGCACGUGGAAGAUGGCUUUAAGGUGAAGCAGCUGGAGAAGAGGUACCGCCAAGAACCAAAGCAGUUUAAUCUGAAACAGGCUGAAAUGCCGGAGAAUGACGACAUUGAACUGGGAAGAAAUUUGGCAAAGAGAGGAGUGUUUUCAGCAGACGAGUUGACUGACGAAAACCUGUUUAGCACAGCAUUGAGGCCCCAGGAUUUCCAAAGAAACAGACGCUUCCAACAAACUGACGUAAACCUGAAGGAGUUGAACGACCCAGGGCUCUCAGAUAAGCACUGCGUCCUGAGGCUGCCGGAGUACGCAGCGAAGAUUGUUAAAAAGAGAAUGGAAUUAGGAGAACCCCUGGGAAUGAAGGUGGCGCCGACGGGCAGAUACGACUUCAGAGAAUAUAAGAUAACUAUAAAUGGACUUGGCAGGCCACUGUACGGAGUACUGGGGGAACUGCCCUGCAUAGUGGAGGCGCACAAAACACUCAACAACGACCUGCUGUUUAAAUCGGCAGACAUAUCGCAGCUGAUGAUCGCAUACGAAAAGAAAGAGUCGGAAAAAGUAAUAGAGGUACUGAAGGAAAAAAUGUGGGAGUGGCCGGACGGAUUGACAGAAGGAACGGAGAACAUAAGAAGAAGGAGGUUCAAGGAAAAGGACGAGUUCACGAGCGAGGAGGUGAAGGAGGCGGAGCGCGAGUCGCUGGUCCUGAUGAACGGCCUGAUGAGGGACACGUACCACUUCGAAAUAAAGACGACGCAGGAGGUAAACGACCUGGUGCAGAACUACAGGAACGGAAACAUAAAGGAGAGGGUGAUAGGGCCCGACGAGGACGUGUCGGUGUACAUAAGGGCCCUGGAGGAGCAGGAGACGGAGGACAUGCCGGACCUAUCGGAAAUCAUGUUCGACACCGAGAUGAGCUCGAUACCGAACAGAUUUGUGUACAACAACAUCAAAAAUAUGUGUAUGGUACAUGUACAUUCAAUGUUGCGGUCUGUUCUGCCGAUUAGAUCUCAUGGUUUGCACAAUAAUUGCAACAAUGAAGGGAAACAGAAGGGGAAAGAGGCUCAAAAAGAAAUGAAGAAGAGCCCUAAUAUAUUUUACAGAGGUCUUAUUUAG